This is a messenger RNA of Verruconis gallopava, 1048 nucleotides long. RefSeq lists its product as uncharacterized. The coding region runs from base 401 to 904 and encodes 167 amino acids. The record is from RefSeq and is a predicted model, not a curated record. Lineage: Eukaryota; Fungi; Ascomycota; Dothideomycetes; Venturiales; Sympoventuriaceae. The transcript has 5 exons.
CAAACAAGUAAAUCUGUUCCACUGUUCCACACCUCUGAUGGUUAUCUUACAAUAGACAUUAGCAGCGAAGACGAGAUUGAUCCUCACCCUACGCAGCAUCUCAGUCUUCGUGAACAGUGAAAGCGACAAUCCUGAAUUGUCAGCACUGCGCAACGGAAAACUUGACUAUGAAAGUUCCCCGUUACAUCCGCCCCAUUUAAGCACCUAUUACGGAGCUCCUGGAUCAUGCAAGGCCACGGAAACCUGCACCACAUCGACCUCAGUCCUAGAUUCUCAUGUCAGCUUUCUGUAGAUCUCUUACAGCAUUGACAGCUCUCCACUGUUGAGUUAUAUUAAAUUUAAGGACGCUCGACUGGCGCAUGUUGUAUUACGCACGGAGUUAGGCGAUCGAUAUGCGUCGAUGAAACAGUUUUAUAUCGACUUUCUUGGAGCCCAGACCGAAUUAGAGACAGACAUGAUAUGUUUCUUGCGUUAUGACGACGAGCAUCAUCGCGUUGCCAUAGUUGGACUUCCAAAUCUUCGUAGUAGAGACCGUUCCACUGCAGGCCUCGAGCACAUUGCUUUUACAUAUAAUACGGUUGAAGACUUAUUCAAGUCAUAUCAUCAGCGUAAAGCACUUGGAAUGAAGCCAAUAUGGUGUGUCAAUCACGGCCCAACACUAAGUAUCUAUUGGGCGGAUCCAGAUGGAAAUCAAAUCGAGACACAAGUGGAUGUUUUCGACAGUCCAGAGGAAGCUAGCACUUUAAUGCGCACUUCUGACUUCGCGCAAAACCCCUUUGGCGUAGACUUUGUUGUUGAGGAAUUCGAGAAGCGGAUGGCAGCAGGUGAACCUCUCAAGGAUCUGUUGAAGCGCCCGAGCAUUGGACCUCGAGGACCUGAAACCAUUCCCUUGCUUAAUUUUUAAGCUAUUCAUUGAUGCAAUAUGCGGCAAUCUAUAAUAUAAUUUAUGGAUUGAUUCGAUCAAGUUUGACCGUCCGCCACUGCUGAAUACGCCUUCUUAGAUCGCUGUAGGAUAAAUUCUGAGAACAAAUGAUUCUGAAUUCGUUUC